AUGGGAAGCACCGUCGUGCUCUACACAUGGAUGGUCAGGGGUCACCUCCACCCCAUGACGCAGCUCGCGAAUCACCUCGCCGGACAUGGCGCUCCCGUCACCGUCGCCGUCGCCGAUGUUCCGUCCACAGGUGACUCCUCACAAACUAUUGCCCGCCUCUCUGCCUCCUACCCUGCUGUAUGCUUCCACCUGCUCCCGCCGGCAACAACCCGCUCCGAGGACGCGGCCGAUCCCAACGCCGACCCUUUCAUCACCCUCAUCGCCGACAUCCGCGCCACCAACGCCGCCCUCCUCGCCUUUCUGAGGUCUCUCCCGUCUGUGAAGGCUCUCAUCACCGACUUUUUCUGCGCGUACGGGCUUGACGCAGCCGCAGAGCUCGGUGUCCCAGCCUACGUGUUCUUCACCCUUUGCGUGUCGGCUCUUGCCACCUUCCUGCAUAUCCCCGUCAUGCGCUCCGCCGUCUCCUUCGGGGAGAUGGGGCGCUCCUUGCUGCACUUCCCUGGAGUUCACCCAAUUCCGGCGUCCGACUUGCCGGAGGUCCUGCUCGAUCGUGACAACAGGCAGUACAGUACCACUCUUGGUCUCUUCAAGCAGCUUCCCAGAGCGAAGGGCAUUCUGUCGAACACGUUCGAGUGGCUGGAGCCCCGCGCCGUGAAGGCGAUAAAGGAGGGAAUUCCCCGCCCCGGCGAGUCACUGCCGAAACUGUUCUGCGUCGGCCCAUUGGUCGGCGAGGAGAGAGGGAGCAACGCGAAUCACGAAUGCCUUGUGUGGCUGGACAAGCAGCCGGCGGGGAGCGUGGUGUUCGUCUGCUUCGGGAGCGCGAGCUCGGUGCCGGCGGAGCAGCUAAAUGAGAUAGCCGUGGGGCUGGAGAAGAGCGGUCACGCGUUCCUCUGGGCCGUGCGCGCGCCUGUCGCGCCGGAAGCCGACUCGACGAAGCGGUUCGAGGGGCGGGGUGACGCGGCGGUGGAUGCGCUGCUGCCGGAUGGAUUCUUGGACAGAACACGGGGACGCGGAAUGGUGCUGUCGUCCUGGGCGCCGCAGGUGGAGGUGCUCCGGCACCCGGCGACUGGAGCGUUUGUGACGCACUGCGGGUGGAACUCCACGCUGGAGGCGGUCAUGGCGGGGGUGCCGAUGCUGUGCUGGCCGAUGUACGCGGAGCAGAGGAUGAACAAGGUGUUCGUCGUGGAGGAGAUGAAACUUGGGGUGGCCUUGAACGGCUACGACGAGGCGAUGGUGAAAGCGGAGGAGGUAGAGGCGAAGGUGAGACUGGUCAUGGAGUCCGAGCAAGGGAACGAGAUCAGGCAGAGGAUGACGAAGGCGCAAGAGAUUGCUGCCAAUGCACUGGAGAUCGGUGGAUCCUCGGCGGCAGCAAUCAUUGACUUGCUGGAUAGUCUGAAGAUUUCGACAAACGACUGA
This is a messenger RNA of Triticum turgidum subsp. durum (durum wheat), 1416 nucleotides long. The record is from the annotation of a GenBank genome assembly. Lineage: Eukaryota; Viridiplantae; Streptophyta; Magnoliopsida; Poales; Poaceae.